CAUGAUGCACAGACAACGUGCAAUUAAACCUGUGCUCUCUUAAACAAUCGCUGUGGUCAGUAACACGUCUCAGGGACAAGAAAAUGAACUCGAUGGAGGGAUACAUGGACCCCUAUGUGAUUGAAUUUGACGACUUCAACAACUCCGAUGAUGGAUCAGGGGUUGAGGACUAUGAGGAGCUCUGUGAAUCAGCGCACAACAAUGAUUUUAAGAAAAUCUUCCUUCCAAUCGUGUACGGAAUAAUUUUUGUUUUGGGCAUCGUCGGAAAUGGGCUUGUGAUCAUUGUGAUGGGCUACCAGAAGAAGAUGUCCAACAUGACCGACAAAUACCGACUUCACCUCUCUGUGGCUGAUAUGUUGUUUGUGCUUUCGUUGCCCUUCUGGGCAGUUGAUGUGGCGAGCAGUUGGUACUUCGGGAGAUUCCUCUGUGUUGCUGUGCACAUGAUCUACACUGUCAACCUGUACAGCAGCGUGCUGAUUUUGGCUUUCAUCAGCCUGGACAGAUACCUGGCAGUUGUUAAAGCGACCAACAGCCUGUCCACUAGGAAACUGCUCGCCGAGCGCAUUAUUUACCUCGGAGUUUGGCUGCCAGCUGCGCUGCUCACUGUGCCUGACAUGGUGUUUGCAAGAGCGCAGGAGAGGGGCUCCAGGAUUGUCUGCGAACGUAUAUACCCACAGGAGGGCAACGUGAUUUGGAUGGCUGUGUUCCGUUUCCAGAACAUUCUGGUGGGAUUUGUGCUGCCUGGGCUCGUCAUCUUCACCUGCUACUGCAUCAUAAUCUCAAGACUCUCUCAGGGUCCCAAAGGACAGACGUUGAAGAGGAGGGCUCUGAAAACAACAGUCAUCCUCAUUAUUUGCUUCUUCAUCUGCUGGCUCCCGUACUGUAUUGGCAUCUUGUUGGACACUCUCUCAGAACUGAAUGUCAUCCACAGCUGUACGCUGAUGCAGGGCCUUCAGAUUUGGAUUCCCAUAUCAGAGGUGCUGGCUUACUUCCACUGUUGUCUGAAUCCCAUUCUGUAUGCUUUCCUUGGGGUGAAAUUCAAGAAAUCCGCCCGAAGCACACUCAACAGCAGAUCCAGUCAGAAGUUUCUCACCAAGAAGAGGGGACCCAUUUCAUCAGUAUCCACAGAAUCAGAAUCUUCCAGUGUCCUUUCCAGUUAAUAGACCAUUCAAUAGACAUUAUUUUAAAAAGCAACCAGUCCUCAUUUUGUACACAUUUGAUACUUUUUGUGCAAGAUUUCAUUUGUAAUGGUCAGUCCAAAGUAGUACAUCUGUACACACCUUGAGGUUGUGGCAUCUGCUGAUAAAUGACUACUUGUGUAUAUACUGUGUAUUUAUAACGCUGUUCCUUCUUAUACCCAGAGAGAGUGUAAAAGACUCUCUGCUUGUACAUUUUUGUAAAAAGUUUGAUUGCCAUUAUCUAUAGGCACUUACAUUUGCUUUGAAAAGAGGUUAUUUAUUUUUGUGGUAGCUCACACUGUUUUUUUUAGUUGUUUCUUGUUGCAGUGUUUUUGUUGAUUGCCUUGUUGAUAUAGGCUAACGUUCAUAAUAAACUUUGAUGGUUCCUAAAAUA
Messenger RNA from Clupea harengus (Atlantic herring), 1572 nucleotides. RefSeq names its product C-X-C motif chemokine receptor 4b (gene cxcr4b). Gene Ontology annotation, cellular component: membrane; external side of plasma membrane. The record is from RefSeq and is a predicted model, not a curated record. Gene Ontology annotation, biological process: positive regulation of cytosolic calcium ion concentration; calcium-mediated signaling; brain development. Lineage: Eukaryota; Metazoa; Chordata; Actinopteri; Clupeiformes; Clupeidae. Gene Ontology annotation, molecular function: C-C chemokine binding; C-C chemokine receptor activity.